CCUUCUUCGCCAGUAGAUUCACCCGCCACCGCCCGCUCCCGCUCCACAUAAUCGGCCGCAGCGAGCAAAGCAAGCAACUCUGCAAUUUGUGUUGUUCUAAUCAAUUUCCCUCCAACUCGCGUCCCGCCCUUCCUCUUCCCCACUUUCAGAAGCGGCUGAGGAUUUAUUCGAGUGGGAAAGAAAUGAAUUUGGCUGUGUGCUCGUCGACUUCUGUAGAUGUCAAAAGCGCCUGUCACGAGGGUCUGUUGUGUGCCAAUGGGAGUUUGGUGCGGGCGUUCAAGCCCUUCCUGAAAGUUGGUUAUUUUGCUAAGAAUGAAGUGUUGGAGAAUCUUACCAAAAUGGUAAGAAGUUGGUGGUAGCUAGCCAGGCCGUUCCUGGGCGCUUGCAGGCGUCUUUCAUUGGGGAGAAACAGCUGCAGGAGCCUAUUCGAGAAGUGGAAUUCGUGACACUAUUGAUUGACAACUAUGAUAGUUAUACCUACAAUAUAUACCAAGAGCUGUCCGUUGUCAAUGGGGCCCCUCCUGUGGUGAUUCGAAAUGACGAAUGGACUUGGGAACAACUGUGCCAUGCAUAAUUUGUAUAAAGAAAAAGCAUGUGACAAUAUUGUCAUAUCACCUGGACCCGGGACUCCGACAUGUGCAGCUGAUAUAGGGCUAUGUCUUCGCUUGCUACUUGAGUGCAGGGAUAUUCCUGUUCUUGGUGUUUGUAUUGGUCACCAGGCUAUGGGUUAUGUGCAUGGAGCUCGCAUUGUACAUGCAACAGAACCAGUACAUGGACGCUUAGAGUGAGAUUGAACACGAUGGGUGCAGAUUGUUUAAGAAUGUACCUUCUGGCACAAAAUCUGGCUUCAAGGUGGUACGUUAUCAUUCUCUUGUUAUUGAUGCAGAAUCUCUACCAAAGGAACUCAUACCAACUGCGUGGACUACUUCCAGUGGGACCCAUUCUUUCCUUGAAACACAUAGCUCGAGUGCCCUUCCUCGUGAUUUUGGCCACCAGAUUAAGCAUGAUGAUGGUUAUCAUAAUCUACCACCAGCAUCGCAAGAUAUGAGCUCUUGGACUUUUAAUCACACAUAUGAAAUGCGAAGGAAACAAGUUAUCAUGGGCAUUAGGCAUACUACUUGGCCUCAUUACGGAUUGCAGUUCCAUCCCGAGAGCAUUGCAACGUGUCACGGUAGACAGAUUUUUGAGAACUUUAGAGAGAUCACCGAUAAUUAUUGGCAGAAAUUGAAGUCAGCAUCUAUGAAUGGGCAUAGAACUCGUUACACUGCACGUAUGCAGGUGCCAGAUGCUACUCCACUAUUUAAAGUUCCUAGGAGCUGGCAGGUGCUAUGUAAUGCAAGCGUUGGAGCAUUUGGAGGUGCUUCUUUAAGAAAAGAUUUAAAAGGCGACGCAGAUGACAACUGUGCUGGAAUGUCUAGUAGGCCAGCAUUUAUCAGUAAACAUCUGAAGCUGGAAUGGAGAAAAUUGGAUAAAUUAGCUGCACGCGUUGGUGGGGCAAAAAAUAUACUUUCUGGACUUUAUGGCAAGCUUGAAGGGAAGAAUACAUUUUGGUUAGACAGUUCGUCAGUAGAAAAGAACCGAGCACGGUUUUCUUUCAUGGGAGGUGUAGGUGGAUCACUUUGGAAGCAAAUGACAUUCAAGUUGUUGGAUCAGAGUGAUAGGCCUUCUAAAAGUGGAGGUUACUUAUCAAUUGAAGAUUCUCAAGGGUCUACAACAAGCAUAUUUUUGGAGAAAGGCUUUCUUGAUUUCUUAAAUAAGGAGCUCCAAUCAUAUGAUUAUGAUGAAAAAGAUUUUGAGGGACUACCUUUCGAAUUUUACGGUGGAUACGUUGGUUAAAUUGGUUAUGGCCUCAAAGUUGAAUGCAGCAGGCAAUCCAACCGACAUGAAUCUUCCACACCAGAUGCCUGUUUUUUCUUUGCUGACAGCUUUGUAGUCAUUGAUCAUAGUACAGACGACGUGUACAUAAUGUCGGUACAUGAGGUAGGCAAAAGCAGCUCAGAAUGGUUGGAGGAUACUCAAAGCAAGCUCCUCCAUUUACACCCUACUGUUGCAGCUACUGGCUUAAAUGACGAGAUCCCACAGUCUUGUACCACAUUUACAGCGGUCGAGGCAAGUUUUUGUGCCGAGAAAUCUAGAACGCAGUAUAUCGAAGAUGUUGAGAAGUGUCUGGAUUACAUCAAAGAUGGUGAGAGCUACGAGUUAUGUUUCACUUCUCAGUUAAGGAAAAGAGUAGGAGAUAUAGAUUCCUUAGGCCUUUACCUUCACCUGAGAGAGAAAAACCCUGCACCAUAUGCUGCAUGGCUUAAUUUCUCGAGUGAAGACCUGUCCGUCUGCUGUUCUUCACCAGAAAGGUUCCUUCGCUUGGACAGAGAUGGUGUACUUGAAGCAAAGCCCAUCAAAGGCACGAUAGCUCGUGGCACAACAAAGGAACAAGAUGAACAACUUAAGCUUCAACUCCAAUAUAGAGGUAAAUGCAGCUGGGAGUAUAUACGGCAAUCACUUCCGUGUUUCCACAUUUGGAGAAUCUCAUGGUGGUGGUGUUGGAUGUAUAAUUGAUGGAUGCCCCCCUAGGCUACCCCUCUCUGAAGCUGAUAUGCAAGUGGAUCUUGAUAGAAGGAGGCCUGGUCAGAGCCGAAUUACCACCCCCAGGAAAGAGACUGAUACAUGCACAAUAUCUUCUGGUGUUGCUGAAGGAGGAAUACAUACAGGUUUUACAACUGGAACGCCGAUUCAUGUGUUUGUACCGAAUACCGACCAAAGAGGUCAUGAUUACAAGGAAAUGUCUUUGGCUUAUAGGCCUUCUCAUGCCGACGCAACUUAUGACAUGAAAUAUGGUGUCAGAUCAGUGCAGGGUGGUGGUAGAUCCUCUGCAAGAGAAACAAUUGGAAGAGUUGCAGCUGGAGCUGUUGCGAAAAAGAUUCUCAAGCAAUUUGCUGGAACUGAGGUUUUUGCAUAUGUUUCUCAAGUGCACAAAGUUGUUCUACCUGAGGGUGUGGUUGAUCAUGAGUCACUGACACUCGAUCAGAUAGAGAGCAAUAUCGUCAGAUGUCCAGAUCCUGAGUAUGCUGAGAAGAUGAUCGCUGCGAUUGAUGCUGUCAGAGUGAAAGGAGACUCAGUCGGUGGCGUUGUAACUUGUAUUGUGAGGAAUGCACCACGUGGGCUUGGAUCACCAGUGUUUGAUAAACUUGAAGCCGAGCUGGCUAAAGCUGCAAUGUCACUACCAGCAACAAAAGGCUUUGAAUUUGGCAGCGGGUUUGCAGGUACAUAUCUAACAGGUAGUGAACAUAAUGAUGAAUUUUACAUGACUGAAGAUGGUAAAAUAAGGACUAGAACAAACCGUUCGGGUGGGAUACAGGGAGGAAUAUCAAAUGGUGAAAUCAUACACAUGAGAAUUGGUUUCAAGCCCACAUCAACCAUCACCAAGAAGCAGAAUACAGUGACGAGAGAUAAACACGAAACAGAGCUGAUAGCUCGCGGCCGCCAUGAUCCUUGUGUCGUCCCAAGAGCGGUUCCCAUGGUUGAAGCAAUGGUAGCCCUGGUGCUAGUCGAUCAGCUAAUGGCACAAUUUGCACAAAACUACAUGUUCCCGAUCAAUCAGGAAUUGCAAGAAUCCUUUGAGUCGCCGAACCAUGCGCCUGCCAAUGUCUGAAUCACCUACACUUGAGAUUUGGGCUUACAUAUUUGUUGUCAGUCGCCCUUAGCUUCCUCUUACGUCGCUUUUUGGUCCCUAUCUUGGUUUCUUUUUGGUCGAGCUUUGAAAAUUUUUCGGAGUUGAUUCUGUUGUGUUAUUUUGGCUCUAAUGUGUGCUGAUUGAUGUCUUGUUAGUUGUUACUGUUGGAAUGAUCUGUAAUACUUCUAAUUCUAAAUAAGCUUAUGUAAUGAAAUUUUUAGCAGGCUCAAGUGGUAGGGAAUAGGAAUAACCCUAUAUGCACAUAUCGGAAGUUAUUUCAAUUCAAAUACAUGAUCUUUUGCCUAAAUGUUUUGAU
Molecule: messenger RNA, 3986 nt
Organism: Linum tenue
Lineage: Eukaryota; Viridiplantae; Streptophyta; Magnoliopsida; Malpighiales; Linaceae
Source: the annotation of a GenBank genome assembly